CUGCUCUUUUUCAUCAGAAAUCGCUACUUUCUUUUUGUGAAAGCGUUUCAAUAAAGCGUCUUUAUUUGUUCAAAUUAUUUGUGCUAAGUGCAGUCAAAAAUAUUGUUCAACAUGGCUCCUGGUAUUGAAACAUUCAUCAAUGGCUUUCAAAACCGCUUGGAACUGCCAGUACGUCAACACCUGAAGAAUGUGUACGGCACGCUCAUGAUGACGACCGCGUCGGCUUCGGCUGGCGUGUACGUCGAUAUCUUCACAAGCUUCCGGGCUGGCUUCCUCUCUGCCAUCAUCGGAGCUGGCCUCAUGCUCAUGUUACUUGCUACUCCUGACAAUGGGAAGAAUACAAGCCUGCGUCUAGGAUACUUGUUGGGAUUCGGCUUAACAUCCGGAAUGAGCAUGGGUCCAAUGCUUGAGUAUGUCAGCAUGGUGAAUCCAGCAAUCAUAAUGACAGCACUGCUGGGCACCACAGUGGUGUUUGUGUGCUUCUCCAUCACCGCCAUGCUGGCCGACCGUGGCUCUUACCUGUUCCUUGGAGGCACUCUGCUCACUAUGCUCACCUCCUUGUCUCUUAUGAGUCUAGUAAAUCUCUUCAUGCAGUCACAGAUCCUUUAUCAGACCCACCUGUACCUUGGCCUCCUACUAAUGUGCGGGUUCAUCCUAUUCGACACCCAACUGAUCAUCGAGAAGCGCCGCAUGGGCAACAAGGACUUCGUGCAACACGCACUGGAACUAUUUAUUGACUUCAUUGGAGUUUUCAGGAGACUGGUCAUCAUUUUAACACAGAAGGAGGAACAAAACCGUCGCCGCAAACGUGACUAAACAUUUACAAUCAAAUUGAAAAAAAUUAUGUGUAUUGGGAUGUUGUGUACUUCAGGUGUUUUGUUUGUUUAAUAUUCAUUUAUGUGUUAAGAAAUUUAUAAGUUUCA
Messenger RNA from Hyposmocoma kahamanoa, 923 nucleotides. RefSeq names its product probable Bax inhibitor 1 (gene BI-1). Lineage: Eukaryota; Metazoa; Arthropoda; Insecta; Lepidoptera; Cosmopterigidae. Bases 112 to 816 code for a protein of 234 amino acids. The transcript has 5 exons. The record is from RefSeq and is a predicted model, not a curated record. Gene Ontology annotation, biological process: cellular response to unfolded protein; negative regulation of apoptotic signaling pathway; negative regulation of endoribonuclease activity. Gene Ontology annotation, molecular function: enzyme binding. Gene Ontology annotation, cellular component: mitochondrial membrane.